This is a messenger RNA of Sodiomyces alkalinus F11, 561 nucleotides long. RefSeq lists its product as hypothetical. The coding region runs from base 1 to 561 and encodes 186 amino acids. Lineage: Eukaryota; Fungi; Ascomycota; Sordariomycetes; Glomerellales; Plectosphaerellaceae. The transcript is spliced from 6 exons. The record is from RefSeq and is a predicted model, not a curated record.
AUGUGGGAGCAGAGCGUGGGCCACGUCCGCGGUCUUUUCUGGCCGUUUUUGGGUUCCCUCCCAGUCAAACUCACCUCCAUCACCGCAACAACAAACAAGAUCUCGUCUCUCUUCAACCUUGUUGCCUAUUCCCGACUGCGAUUUAAUGAUUUAAUUGAUGAAUGCAACAGACACCCCACCCCGUCCGGCAGCCACCAGCCAUCCGCCAGACACCCGCCGGCGAUUGACGAUUCCUACUCGUCCAGAUCAAUCUCCAGGACCGCAUGUCCCGUCAAUAUGCGGUGCAGUCUUGCAGCAGAGCCAGGGGCGGAGCUGACUCGUCGACGUGAUAGCUCGACCAAGAUUACCAACAUGCGGAUACAGAUUCAUCAACCGCUCCCCGACGCCAAAGAACUGACGCCGCUCGCAGGCAUAGCCGCCAGCCGUCCACCCUCCCGCCCUCCCCGCCUUGGCCGUCGCGGCCACUUCCGCCGGCCGAAUCCACUCGCUAAACCUUCCCCAAGUCCCCCAACCCCUGCCUUGACACCCUCUCGUAGGGCUCUCGAACAGAUCGUAUCUUGA